Molecule: messenger RNA, 1450 nt
Organism: Pelecanus crispus (Dalmatian pelican)
Lineage: Eukaryota; Metazoa; Chordata; Aves; Pelecaniformes; Pelecanidae
Source: RefSeq, a predicted model, not a curated record
GUAUUAUAUAUCACUGUGAUCUGACCAAAGAGGAACUGGAGCCAAGAGUUUUCCGGGAGGUGACUGUGAAAGGAUUUGACCCUUCGGUUUACCAGACAAUUCAGGUUUUCUACCCUAGCAAAGAUGGUACUAAGAUCCCAAUGUUUAUUAUUCACAAGAAAGGAAUUAAAUUGGAUGGUUCUCAUCCUGCCUUCUUGUAUGGAUAUGGAGGCUUCAACAUAUCAAUUACACCAAGCUACAGUGUGUCAAGACUUAUUUUUGUGCAACACCUAGGGGGUGUUCUAGCAGUGGCGAAUAUCAGGGGCGGUGGUGAAUAUGGAGAAACCUGGCACAAAGGUGGUAUCUUGGCCAACAAACAAAAUUGCUUUGAUGACUUCCAGUGUGCUGCCAAAUACCUCAUCAAGGAAGGCUACACAUCCCCAAAGAAGUUGACUAUUAAUGGAGGCUCAAAUGGGGGCCUCUUAGUUGCUGCCUGUGCUAAUCAGCGCCCCGACCUAUUUGGUUGUGCCAUUGCCCAAGUGGGAGUGAUGGACAUGCUCAAGUUCCACAAGUACACCAUCGGCCAUGCUUGGACCACUGACUACGGUUGCUCUGACCGUAAAGAGCAGUUUGAAUGGCUCUGCAAGUACUCUCCGCUUCACAAUAUCAAACUGCCGGAAGAAGAUGGCAUCCAGUAUCCCUCUAUGCUGCUUCUCACAGCAGACCAUGAUGAUCGUGUGGUCCCUCUACAUUCACUGAAGUUUAUCGCUACUCUGCAAUAUGUUGUGGGCCGAAGCCGUAAACAAACCAAUCCACUUCUCAUCCAUGUUGACACCAAGGCUGGGCAUGGAGCAGGAAAGCCAACUGCUAAAGUUAUAGAAGAAGCAUCAGAUAUGUUUGCUUUUCUAGCACGAUGUCUAAAUCUUGAUUGGAUUGAAUAGGCAAAAUGCUUAUUACUGUCUCAUUUAGAAAACAAGGGCUUUAACACCAUUUAAGACCAACCAGACUACUACUUGGUGUAGUACUUACAUUUAAGAACUGCAGUUUAAUAUUUUAUUGAUCCAACCUGCUAUGGAGUUUUGACCUUCUGUGCUUCCCUCUUUUUGGCGUUUCUUUGAAUUUCUUUUCUACUGCGUUGCAAAGUACAUUUUGAAAAGCAUGUUCAAAUAAAUAGCUGAGCUACUGUCCGUGCUGUUGUGAACAUUUAGAUUCUGGAGUUAAUGCUAGUUGAGCUUAUUUCCUGUAAACGAUUUUAAUGUAUUUUGCACCUAUAAACUUAUCCAGGUCAUCUGUAAUUAAAUGUAAGUACUGUCCACAUACAAGAACUCUGAGCAUACUUUAUUUACACAAUAACUUACUUAAGAAUGUAAAUUGAAGGUGUUCAGCGAUAACCAUGAAAUACUGAAGAGACAGUAAUCUGGGUAUUUAAGUCAAAUAUUAUUAAAACGCGUAUAUUACAUGCUGUUCAUAA